AUGCGGACUGUAUGGAGUACUUGCGGAGGGAGUUCAGAAUGGCUGAGUUGCUUGUUGAGUAUCAAGCUGGGUUGUGGCCCAUCUGAGUGCGUCAAUGAGUUAUAUCUAGUGCGUAAUUAUUGGCGGACGUUAAACGAGUCAGAAUUCAACAUUUUGAUGCAGGACGUGACUGCAGGCCGUAGUGCACGAAGUCAGGAGUGCGCGCGACGAUGGUCCCAGUUUUACUACCAAAUGCCGGCUGAAGAGCGGUCUAAGUGGACGACGGGUGGGGAAGAUCCUGAGCGAUCCUUUCCUUUGUACAUUCCGACGCUCGGAACGAUGACCAAUACAAGCAGGAAGAUCGGCAUUUUUUCUGAUGACUUUCGCGCGCACACCGCGCUGCGCGAGGUGGUUGAGGAGAAGGCGUGGAAGCGGUUUAGGAGGAUCAGCCCUCAACACGUAGCGAACUGCAAUCUGCGAUAUCUCGAACUGGGUGCUAUUCUUCUCCUACACUUCGUUGCCCCCCUGGGGGAAGUUCAUACCGCAAUUAGAAACGCUUUACUCAACGACGUCAAGAUGUCUGUUCGACCCAAACAAAACCGUCUUUGGUUCACGGGCUGCUUGCUACAACUUGCCGGGGUAUCGGUCGGCAAGCUCGCCCGGUUCUGCGUCACUAAACUGCGAGUUGCCCCACGCUCAUACUUCUAUUGUCUUCAGAUCGACCGCCGCAACCACAUUCGAGUGUCUUCCAUGAACUCCCAGCAAACGGAAAAAGACCUAACCGACUUGUUACUGCAGCUCUCGAACCUGCCGACUCUUACAGCGGAGCAGUUCUUCGCCCUGAAACCCAGCACGACCCGUGAGGAGGUCAACUUGAUAGCUUCUAAUCGCUCCGCAGAGCAGUCCGCAGAGCAGUCCGCGGACGUCUCAGCAAACGAGCCGCUCCAAAAGCACCCGCUCCAGGAAGGCCAACUUCAGAAAGACUUUUUCGAAGGUGGCUCGCUUUCCGGUGGCCCACCCAGAAAAGGUCAAGACCUGUUGCCUAACUGUACACGAGAAGUGCAAGACCAUCCGACGUCAGCCAAAAAGCGCAAGACGUGCGUUGCCGCCGGGCUGCUGAUCCAGCACUGA
This is a messenger RNA of Gregarina niphandrodes, 1110 nucleotides long. RefSeq lists its product as hypothetical. The transcript has a single exon. Lineage: Eukaryota; Apicomplexa; Conoidasida; Eugregarinorida; Gregarinidae. Bases 1 to 1110 code for a protein of 369 amino acids. The record is from RefSeq and is a predicted model, not a curated record.